This is a messenger RNA of Pristis pectinata (smalltooth sawfish), 4272 nucleotides long. RefSeq names its product dnaJ homolog subfamily B member 14-like. The transcript is spliced from 8 exons. Gene Ontology annotation, molecular function: Hsp70 protein binding. Gene Ontology annotation, biological process: cellular response to misfolded protein. Lineage: Eukaryota; Metazoa; Chordata; Chondrichthyes; Rhinopristiformes; Pristidae. The record is from RefSeq and is a predicted model, not a curated record. Bases 242 to 1384 code for a protein of 380 amino acids. Gene Ontology annotation, cellular component: endoplasmic reticulum membrane.
CAGAGGGGAGGACUUGACGAUUCGGAACCUACAUUUCGCCACUAACAAAAGCAAAUUUUUUUUACAAAUAUGUUUGCAAUAAACUAGAGAGGCAACUAUAUUUCAGCAGCGGCCGCACUCGUUGUUGGGGUGCUCUGCUGGGUUGGUUUGCAAUCCAAUGGUGCCAUUGCUGGCUGUGUGCGUGUGUGGAAUCUGCUCAUUUCCUGGUUGAGUCGCUGGGCGAGGCGCAGGCGUUUAAAAGAUGGAAGGAAACAGGGACGAAGCGGAGAAGUGCUUGAGGAUAGCUCGGAAAGCGCUGCAGGAUGGUGACCAAGACAAAGCGUUAAAAUUCUUGAACAAGGCGGAGAAGCUGUACCCGUCUGUCGAGGCAAAAGCACUAAUCGAUGCCAUCACCAAGAAUGGGAGUGCUGCUGGUGGUCCAGGCCGUCGCCCUGAACCGGAGAAACCCAACCAGGCCAAGUCUACGGGCCCAACUGAAAACGGGGCCGCACCAGGGAAGGAGAAGAAACCGGAGGCGGCGAAGGCCUACACGAGUGAGCAGUUGGAAGGAGUGCAGAGGAUAAAGAAAUGUAAGGAUUACUAUGAGAUCCUUGGGAUCAGCAAAGAUGCAUCUGAUGAGGAUCUGAAGAAAGCUUACAGGAAACUGGCACUGAAGUUUCAUCCUGAUAAAAACCAUGCACCUGGAGCAACUGAGGCCUUUAAAGCAAUUGGAAAUGCCUAUGCUGUGCUCAGUAAUCCAAUGAAACGAAAGGACUAUGAUCAGUAUGGUGAAGGCCAGUCCCCUGGGAGUUAUCAGCAUGGAGGCUUCGAAUUUCAUCGAAAUUAUGAAUCUGAUAUCACUCCAGAGGAUUUAUUUAACAUGUUCUUUGGCGGAGGAUUCCCUACAGGUAGUACACAGGCGUACUCCAAUGGGAGAGCAAGGUUUACAUCGCAGCAAUCGUAUCACCGGGCUGAUAGGGAUGAUGAGCGAGCAGAUGGAGGAUUUUCAAUGUUUUUGCAGUUGUUGCCCAUAAUUGUCUUGAUCUUGGUGUCUGUUUUAAGCCAAUUGAUGGUAUCUUCCCCACCAUACAGCCUCUACUAUCGAGCUGCUGUGGGACAUACUGUCAAGAGGCAAAGCAGCAACCUUAAAGUAGUUUAUUUUGUGAACAAAGACUUUGUGAAAGAAUAUACAGGUACGGUGUUACAAAAGGUGGAAAAGAGUGUCGAAGAAGAUUAUAUAACCAACCUUCGAAAUAACUGCUGGAAGGAACGGCAGGAGAGAAAUGACUAUCUUUACGCGGCCAAGGUGUACCGGGAUAAGCAGCUUCGGAAGAAAGCCGAGCUGAUGAAGAUGGAGAGUUGUGAGAAGCUAGCAAAGCUAAAUGAUCUGUAUCGGGGAGGCUGAGCAGGCAACAGGGUCUCGCUUUUUAAUUUAAAUGUUUAUUGUACAGGGAGACGAUUCAAUUUAUCAUUAUUUUAAAGAAAAAAUAAAUCUAAGUCUUGUAACCUUGAGAGCCCUGCCCUUUGGACUGAUUACAUGAAUGUCUGAUUAUAGCCAAAGCACUUUGCGAUGGCUGUGUGCAUGUGACCCCUUCACUUUAUUGUAUACAAUACAGUGUAUUCUAGAUUAGCUUUUUAAAAAAGCACAUGACUAUAGUGAAUACAAUUAAUGUCAGCUAAUACCAUGGGUUUUAUGAGCAUUGGGUCUCCAUUCUUAAUUAAGCUAAAUGCUUGUGUUGAUGUCACACAAGUUGGACCCCACACCAACUGAGCUAAUGACCCCAAUCCAUAACUGUGUAGUUGAAAAGAAUUUCCAGUCUCUCUGUUUAGAUUUUGUACUUUUGAAAUAUUUAGUGACUCUUGACAAAGUUAUCUAAUUCCAAUAUAUUCUUGAGAUGAAUUUUAAUGCAUUCCUUGGUUAUAAUGUCCUGCAAUUAUGGAUCAAUCCGUUUUUGAGAUGUGGAGAUUUGUUUUGGCAAGAUCUAUUAAUUGACCACUUUUUUCAUUUCCUAGUUAAGUAAAGCAAUGAGGUGAUUAUAAUAACAUAUUCCUUAUAUUAAGGAUUAUGUAGAUGUUCUUGGGAAUAAUGUCCACUGUUGCAUGUAUAGCAGUACAUAAACCUCUUGAUUUGUGAAUAUUGUACAGUUGUGAAGUAUUCUUGAGAUCUGCCUUUGUUUCUAUUGAGCUGUGUUUGAAGAUAACAAAUGUAUAUAAAAUCAUGAAGAAAACUGUGCAGGAUUAGGAUUUGUGCACUGUGACAUGUGCUGGGGGAGACUGGGCAAGGUGCUGGCAGGGUGAGGGAACAAAGUGGUUCCCAAAAUGAAAAAUCUGACUGCCCCCUCUAAUGAAUUGAAAAUAUAACUCUCCUCUGCAGUCCCAGUAUCUACAUAACUCAGAUAUUUAAUGGGCUGUCACCACAUAUAAAAUUUUACACUUUUUUUCAUGUACAACUAAUGCCUCGCAGGUAUCUUUCAUUCAGUCAACAAAUAUACCUAAAGGUGAUAAUAAGUUGGAAGAGCCCAUGGAGCUUGCUCCACUACUCAGUGAGACCGUGCCUGAUCUUCUACCUCAACUUGCACACACCCUCCGAGUCAGAGGUGACCUUGGUGCCCUGAAUCCAUCGAUCUGAAUGGAGAAAUACCUCCUCACCUCACUCCUAAACAUCUGAGCUUAUGAGGCUGUGACAUCCCCUUCAUCAACCCUGCCCAGAAGAAAUCUUCUAGCAUCAUAAACCCUGCCAAAGCCCUUCCAUAAAUUUGAUGAUUUGGUGAGAUUGCCUCCCAUUCUUCCAACCUCUGGAAAUGUAGGUCUAGUGUCACUGCUCAUAAAGAGGGGGGGAAAUCAGCCUUGGAAAAAUUGGUCCAGGUGUAAUUAUUCCUGUUGCAAUAUAGGGAAUCCCUCAUUCCAGGCUUCUGUGUUGAACCUUCAUCACACUCCCCUCUGAGGCAAGUAGGUCCUUCCUUGGUUAAGAGACCAGUUGCAUGUAACUGCAGAUGUGGUCUCGCCAAGGCCAUAUGAUUACAGUAAUAUUUCUUGCUCUUCCAGUCUCCUACAAUAAAAGUCCAACACCCACUUGCCUUCCCAAUUUCUUGCUAUCCUUGCAUGUUGAUUUUCCAGAUGCAGGGUCAUGACCCAAAACAUUGACCAUCCCUCUGCCUCCACAGAUGCUGCCUGACCCGCUGAGUUCAUCCAGCAGUUUUUUUUCUUUUGCUCCAGGUUCCAGCAUCUGCAGUCUCUUGUGUCUUUGUUAACUUUCUGUCUUAUACCAGAACACCUGGGUCCUCUGAACAGUCCGUUCCCAGUUCUGGCAUUUUAAAAAUAUUUUUCUAUUUUAACAGUGAAAGUGGGAAAGUUCAUACUAUUCCAUUAGCUACCAACCUGUCCUUUGACAAUGCUGUUGUCCAGCUACAGCCUCUGUAUCCUCAGGGCAUACUUCCUGGAUUUGUAUCAUUGGCCAACACGGAGACAUUACUCACAAGAAGCUGGAGGAACAUGGUGGGUCAGGCAGCAUUUGUGGAGGGAAUUGGACCGUUAAUGUUUAGGAAGGGUUUCGACCGGAAACAUUGCCUGUCCAUUUCCUUCUCAGUUGCUGCCUGACCUGCUGAGUUCCUCCAGCUUUUUGUUUUUGCUGAUGCUGGAAUCUGGAGCAACAGUCUCUUGUCACCAUGAAGAUAUUACAAUUGGUUCCUUCAUCCAGCUGACACUGUGGACACUUGAGACCCAGUACUGACCUUUGCUGUACCUUACUCGAAAUCCAAUCCACUUAUUCCUCCUGGUUUCCAAGUAUUAACCAAUUCUGAAUUCUUUUUACCUCUAAUAAUUAAAAAUUGAACACACAAGGCCUGACUUCUUGUCAUAGUGAAAUUAGUAGAAACAGCUGUUUUUAAUUGCACAUUUGAAUUGCUGAUUGUAAUAUAUAUAUUUAAUGUAUCUUUUCUCAACCUGCAUCAAAUAAAAGUUAUUUUAAGUGUGUAAUCUGGAUGGCUUUGAGUCUGGGCUCAGUUUGUUGCUUCCUGUGAAGGGGGUGGGUGGUUUGGUCGUCUCCUUUAUCUUGAAGGUUGUGACAUUCUAUUCUCCCUUCCAAUCUAUUGCCUCCAAAGCAGAUUGUGAUAAGAAUGUAAGGAACAGGAGUAGUCCAGUCAGCCAGUUUUACCAUUCAGUAAGAUCAUGACUCAUCUGUUCUUGACCUCACCAUCACUUUCCCCCACUUUCCUUUGACUCCCUUUAUACAGCACAUGAAACAGGCUAUUAAACCCAACUGAUCCACAAAGUUACUCUCAGUGUCACAGCUAU